Rhopalosiphum padi (bird cherry-oat aphid) is the source of this 3601-nucleotide messenger RNA. RefSeq names its product ubiquitin carboxyl-terminal hydrolase 20-like. NCBI's taxonomy places the organism in Eukaryota, Metazoa, Arthropoda, Insecta, Hemiptera, Aphididae. The record is from RefSeq and is a predicted model, not a curated record. Gene Ontology annotation, biological process: protein deubiquitination. The transcript is spliced from 17 exons. Bases 526 to 3186 code for a protein of 886 amino acids. Gene Ontology annotation, molecular function: cysteine-type deubiquitinase activity; zinc ion binding.
UUUGCAUUUAAUCACACAGUACUAUCGUAAUAACAUCUACCUAUUAUAUUAAUUAAUUAAUAUCAUUAAAAAAUAAAAGUAUUUACAAUUUUGCAAGCGCAUAUUGCACAAUACAAUUUUUAAUGAAAUUGUUCGUACAGUUGUGACCACUUAUCACGCAUAUUAUACUCCCAUCUUGCUUUUUUACCGUGAUAUUUUUCAAAAGCUCUUUACCAAUCGAGUAUCCCUAGCUCUUAUCGAUCGGUUUGUUUUUAUUUUUUUAACAUUUCCGAUAUCCCGAGUUCUGCCGAUUCCGGCAGGGCGCAGGCGUACUAUGUAGUGCAUAAGCCUAAUGAAGUUUGUUAACAAUUUAAUUUUUUUACGGAUAAAACGUCGAGCCAAUGAUAAUCCGCUACGAUAUUAGUGUUUAGCUGAUGCUGAUAGCUACUCUCGGUGUCACGGUCAACCGCUUGGACAAAAUUUCCCGAUCGUGAAAGGGUUGUACACGGUUUUAAGUAUUCAAUAGUGCCCGUUAAGUAACCAAAGAUGGAGGAUUGUUCACACUUCACCGUACAUCAUUUGUCGUCCAUUGAAAAAUGUGCUGAAUUUUUACAACAUCACACCGGUACCCUGACUUGCUGUGUAUGUAAAUCAAGAAAGCCUGAAGUAUGGUUUUGCAUAAGUCCAGAUUGUUUGCAGGCGUUCUGUUACGAUGGAGGGUGCGAUCACAGCUAUCUUCAUUUCAAAGACAACAAAACUCACUGUUUGCAUCUUAGUCUUCCUUCUAUGCGCUUGUGCUGUUAUUUAUGUGUUAAAGAAUGUAACAUUGAAAAUAAUACAAGAUCAUUAAAUGGAGUACGCCGGGGUUCCAAUUGUUCCAUAGAAUUUUGUCGUAAUGCUAUAGCAGCAAAUAACAGUGGUGAAUCUGCUGAUGAAGACAGUGAUGAUGAAUAUAGACUGACUAAAGACCAUAAGCCCACGGGUCUCACUGGUCUACAAAACAUUGGCAACACAUGUUAUAUGAAUGCUGCACUCCAAGCUUUAUCCAAUACGCCACCAUUAACUGAUUACUUUCUAACUUGUUUUCCUGAAUACCCUUGUCACCAAUCAGACAAACCUUUAAGUCUAUCCAAAGCUUAUCAUCGCCUUAUUCAAGAAAUAUGGCAUACCAAACGUCCUGGCUAUGUCACUCCUACGUCAAUUCUAUAUACAAUGCGAAAUGCAUACCCGAUGUUCAGAGGAUUUCAUCAACAUGACACACAGGAGUUCUUAAGGUGUUUUAUGGAUCAAUUACAUGAAGAGUUAAAAGAACCAGAACUUGAAAUUGUUCCGUCUAGGAGACAUUCAUAUAAAGGUACUUCAAGAAAACAGAGUAUAGAACAAAAUCAUUUAGCUAUUCCGGAAGAAGAUAAAGACGAAUGCUCAGAUAAUGAUGAUGAACUCAAGUCUUUGACAAAUGCUGAUAGUAGUUCUGAGGGUGUAGAUGAAUAUGAAACCUGUGAUUCUGGUGUAAGUGAACGCAGUUCUUUAUCCGAAGAGACAUCAGAGCGAAUAAAUUUGACCAAAAAACUAGAACGUCAUUUGUUUGCUAAAAUGAACCAUGGAAAUAAAAUAACAUUGUGUCAAAAAAAUAAAAAAUAUCAUGUUAAAUACAACAGUAUAAUCUCGGAAAUAUUUGAUGGAAAGCUUUUAAGUUCAGUUCAAUGUUUAACCUGCAAUCGGGUAUCUUCAAGAGUUGAAGCCUUCCAAGAUUUAUCUCUUCCCAUACCUACUCGUGACCAUGUUACUGUUUUACACCAAAGUUCAACCAAUUUGUGUUCAGUACAUAAAUUGUCCGACAUAUACACAAAUCAACAAAAUUGGAUCUUUUGGUUUUGGGAUAUGAUGUAUAGAUGGUUCUGGGGCCCAACAGUUGGUUUACAUGAUUGUUUAGCAGCAUUCUUCAGUGCUGACGAACUUAAAGGUGAUAACAUGUAUAGCUGUGAAAAAUGCAAAAAGCUGCGUAACGGUAUAAAGUUUUCUAAACUUCUUGAAUUGCCUGAAGUUUUGUGCAUACAUCUAAAAAGAUUCAGACAUGAACUGAUGUUUUCAUCUAAAAUAACUUCGUAUGUUACAUUUCCCAUUGAUGGAGUAGAUUUACGGCCAUAUGUUCAUAAAGAUUGUACAUCUCAAGUGACAACAUACAAACUAGUAUCAGCUAUUUGCCAUCACGGUACAAUUGGUAGUGGUGGUCAUUACACAUGUUAUUCGUUAAAUCCAAUAAAUGAACAAUGGUAUGAAUUUGACGAUCAGUGUGUCACUUUAGUGUCAGCUGAAAUUGUUCGAAAUGCAGAAGCUUACGUUCUUUUCUACAAAAAAAAUAGUCCAUUAACCAAUAGAAUUAGAACUCAAAUGCGUCAAGUUCAAGUUAACAAGAGUCAGUCUAACUGUUCUCAGGAAGCAUGUUUUAUUUCGACUAGAUGGUUAUCUAAGUUUAAUACAUUUGCUGAACCGGGCCCUAUAGAUAAUUACGAUUUUAUGUGCCACCAUAAUAGAGUAAAGCCGACUCAUGAGCCACAAAUCAAUCAUUAUGCUACCAUGGUUUCUGGACAAAUUUGGGAUUAUUUACAUAGCAAAUUUGAUGGUGGACCAAAGUGCACAAAUAAUCAGCUACAAAGAUGUGAAGUUUGUUAUGCUGAUUAUAUUGAGAUGAUGCUCAGGAAUAGAGCAGAGACAGAAACAAAAAACUUUGCGCGACUCAGAGAGGAAUCAAGUCCACAUGAUGGAUUAGCUGAUUAUGCUAUAUCAAUGAGUUGGUUCAAAUGUUGGGAAUCUUUCUUGAAUGGUGUUGUAAGUGAACCGCCCGGGCCAAUAGAUAACUCAAAGUUGAUUGACAAAUCAGAAGGCAAAACUUUAGAAACUGACUAUGUAUCUGUAUCUGAAGUCCAAUGGGAAUACUUGUGGAGGAUAUACAGUGGGGGCCCUGUUGUUGAAGUUAACAAACUCCAAGCACCGAAUGAAAAUACUGAUGCUGUAGCUAAUCAAACAAAUACUGAUCUUGAAAAACUGUGUGAGGUUGAUGAACCUAUACAAGAAGAACCAGAUAAAAUAACAUUCGAGACUGAAAAAUUAGAAAUAGCCGAUGAAGACCCAGGUGACCAACAGAUGACUCUUACUAUAAAUGAACAAGAAGAAGAACAGUGUUCAGCAGUGAAGAAAAUAAAUUAAAACAUAAUGACGUUGUUUUUUAUUAAUUAUUUCACAUACAAUAAUAACUUACUUAAUAUAUAAAUAAAAAUGUGCGUUUUGUAUAGUUUUGGGUAAUUGUAUAGUUAUAUUAAUAGGCUGGUAUAGUUAAGGUACCUACUCUAAAGAAAUGUACAUUGUUAGUUUAUUUAUUACUAUUUAUUUGCAUUUUACAACAAAAAAUUGUUACCUAAAAUAAUGUUAUUAUUUUGUGUUUUUCUACCAUUUUUCUCUUCUUAUGGUGAUUUUAUUUUGUUUGUUAUUAUUAUUAUUAUUAUUAUAUAAAAUCUGGUGGCAUUUUAUCAUACCGUUGUGGUUUAUUAGUUUUGUACUCAAUAACUGUGUGUGUUAUGUAUUUUUUUUUUCAUAAAAAAAGAAAACAUUUUGUUACUUUAAA